This is a messenger RNA of Tribolium madens (black flour beetle), 1035 nucleotides long. RefSeq names its product glutathione S-transferase 1-like. Gene Ontology annotation, biological process: glutathione metabolic process. Gene Ontology annotation, molecular function: glutathione transferase activity. The record is from RefSeq and is a predicted model, not a curated record. The coding region runs from base 259 to 927 and encodes 222 amino acids. NCBI's taxonomy places the organism in Eukaryota, Metazoa, Arthropoda, Insecta, Coleoptera, Tenebrionidae. The transcript is spliced from 3 exons.
CGAAAGACUGAAAGCAACAGUUGGUGCAGGACAGGACAGUUAUUGAUUUCUUGGCAGAAAUCGAGCGUUCGUGUCUCGCAGAAUGCAUCUGAUAGUCGUUGUGUGAUGUCACACUUUAUCGUCGAUUCCGUCUAUUGUCGUUGCUCACGGACGUUCACAUUUGGCAUGUUUUUAAGUGUCGUUGGAAGCAAGGCCGGAGCGACCAUGCAUGACUGAAAAUGAAGCGUUUGUGUGGCAAGUGAGCAACCACGUCAAGCAAUGUUCAAACUGUACUACAACGACAUGAGCCCCCAGAGCAGGGCUGUUCUAAUGACGGCGGGGGCCAUCGGGACGCAUCUAGACCUCCAGGAGGUCAACAUCUACGGCAAGGAUCUCGACCCUGAACUCCUCCAGAUAAACCCCCAUCACAUGGUGCCCACGCUGGUCGAUGGUGACUUUACCAUCUGGGACAGCCAUGCGAUCGUGGGGUACCUCGUCGGUCGACACUCCUCCGACGAGUUGUACCCCAAAGAAACGAAACUGAGAGCUUUAGUUGAUCAAUUUUUACAUUUUGAUUCAGGCGUCUUGUUUACCAGAGUCAAUAGCAUUAUCAAUUCUAUAGUGGUGGAGAACGAUAAAGAAAUCUCGACGCAAAGAAUAAGUGCAAUUACGGAAUCUUACAAAUUUUUAGAUAAAUUUCUACAAAACAAAAAUUACUUAAUUGGUCCAAACCUCACGGUGGCUGACUUAUGUUGCGUUGCAACGAUCAGUACAGCCACUAUAAUUACCCCCAUAUCAACGGAAAAGUACCCCAACCUGUCCACGUGGUACAGAACCUGCAAGAACCUACCCUAUUACGAACAAACGAACGGGGUGGGUCUCAACAAACUCGACGCUUUGGUCGAACUCAAGUUAGGCCGACCUCGAACCAAAGACUUCUGUGAAUAAACUUUCUCUGUGUGAAUUUAAAAAAGAACCUCAAACUGGUCUUAUGUUUCUCGUGAUAUUAUACAUUUAAUUUAUUUAACGCUUUUAUUAAUAGAAUAUUUAUACAUA